This is a messenger RNA of Cebus imitator (Panamanian white-faced capuchin), 841 nucleotides long. Its product is annotated as nucleolar protein 12-like. The record is from RefSeq and is a predicted model, not a curated record. NCBI's taxonomy places the organism in Eukaryota, Metazoa, Chordata, Mammalia, Primates, Cebidae. The coding region runs from base 44 to 589 and encodes 181 amino acids. Gene Ontology annotation, molecular function: RNA binding. The transcript has a single exon. Gene Ontology annotation, cellular component: nucleolus.
CCGGAAGCGUCUCCGGUGAGAGGAAGGUGGUGGCCUCAGCACUAUGGGCCGCAACAAGAAGAAGCGAGAUGGUGACGACCGGCGGCCCAGGCUAGUUCUCACCUUCGACGAGGAGAAGAGGCGGGAGUACCUGACAGGCUUCCACAAGCGGAAGGUCCAGCGGAAGAAGGCAGCCAUUGAGGAGAUUAAGCAGCGGCUGAAAGAGGAGCAGAGGAAGCUGCAGGAGGAGCGCCACCAGGAAUACUUGAAGAUGCUGGCAGAGAGAGAAGAGGCGCUGGAGGAGGCAGAUGAGCUGGACCGGCUGGUGACAGCAAAGACGGAGUCGGUGCAGUACGACCACCCCAACCACACAGUCACUGUGACCACCAUCAGUGACCUGGACCUCUCCGGGGCUCAGCUGCUCGGGCUGACCCCACCUGAGGGAGGGGCUGGAGACAGGUCAGAGGAGGAGGCAUCAUCCAUGCCCACCAAAGCCUUGCCCAGGAAGUCCAGAGACCCCCUGCUCUCUCAGCGGAUCUCCUCCCUCACAGCAGCACUGCAUGCACACAGCCGCAAAAAGGUCAAGAGGAAACAUCCCCGCAGGGCCUAGGACUCCAAGAAGACCCCAAGGGCCGCUCGCACCAGCAAGGCCCAGCGUCGCCAUCUGACAGGCAAAGCACAGCACAGCGGGGAGUGAGGCUGAGAACCAAGCUGUGCCCCAGCCUAGGCUGCAGGGACCUGGCCUUUGUCAUCUUGCUGUCCCUGUCGCCCAGCCUGCACCAAGGUGAUGACUGCACAGCUCAGAGUUGGGAAGCCAGGACCUCUCUGGCCUGGGGCCGGCUGCCUUUGCCUGGGGUUUGAA